Chara braunii is the source of this 2444-nucleotide messenger RNA. The record is from the annotation of a GenBank genome assembly. Lineage: Eukaryota; Viridiplantae; Streptophyta; Charophyceae; Charales; Characeae.
GUGAGUUCGUUGAAAGCGACGGGUGAUGAUUUGAAAAGUCGGCUGCGGGAUGUGGAGGAGAACGUUCAAAGAAUAACAGGGGAACGAGAGCGCUUGCAGGAAGAAGUGCAGCAGUUGCAAGUGCUCAUCGAAGAGCAGAGCGUGCAAGAAAAGACAUGUCGCAUGGAGCUUACAAAAGCUCUCGAGUCAAACAGCGAGAAAGAGGAGUUGUUGCAAUCCAUGUCGAGGGAGAUCAAGAGUUUGAGAGCAGAGCAGCAAGCGCAGCUACUAGAUGCAGGGAAGGUAAUGCUUGAGAUAGAACAGAUAAAGACGGAGAGAGACAUGGCGGCGGAGGAAGUGACGAAGCUGACACAGGCGUUGGCUGCAGCAGAGCAAAGAGUUGUGGAUCUAGAGACGGAGGUACAGAGUAGAGUGCGGCAAGAGGAGAUGCAAGACAAGGAGCAGCAGUUUGUGAAAAUGAAGGAGAGGGCUGCUAUGCUGGAAAAGCGAUGGCGGGCAGUGAAGGAGACAGCAUCUCGCCUAGAGAAGGAUGUGGUUCGUUUGCAGGAACAAGUGAGGAGAGAGAAGGCUUGGAGUGAUGCUCAGAGGGAAACACACCGGCGAGAGUUGGAAAGUCAAAAACAGGUACAACUCUUCUUCAGCAGGCAGCUGGAGAAGCUGGAAGGUGUGGAGAUGGAAAGAGAUAAAUGCCUGCUGAAAAUUAACGAGUUAAAUGCAACAAGGACAGCGCUAGAGAAGGAGAGGGACGAGUCCAAAGAAGCCUAUGCGAAACUGGAGCUCAAAGUCCACAAGAGAAUGGUGGGAUGGCGAGGGAAGUGAUCGGGUCAAGUUGUGUGCCUUCUCGCUGCUGUUUCUCAUCAUCAUGUAAACUGCCCUGUGCCCACCCAAUUGUUGACAAAGGUGUGUUAGUGCCCAAUGCGUGAAUGUACAUUCUCUCAUUCAUGUCUGUGUGUGUGUGUGUGUGUGUGUGUGUGUGUGUGUGUGUGUUGUCAUGUUCGCUGUACACAAGUCCACAAAGAGAAGCAUGACUGUGGCAGACAGUUUCGGCGGACUUUCACCGACUCAUCAGGAGGUUGAACCCCGACAGUCUUCCCACCGUGCCCGGGGUGCAUUUGACUGGUGGAUAAGAACUCACCACGUCUCCCAGAGUCCGCGAUUGUGUGUGUGUGGCAAUGUGUGUGUGUGUGUGGCAAUGUGUGUGUGUGUGUGUGGCGAUGUGUGUGUGUGUGUGGCGAUGUGUGUGUGUGUGGCAAUGUGUGUGUGUGUGUGUGUGGCGAUGUGAGUGUGUGUGGCGCUCUGUGUGUGUGUGUGUGUGUGUGUGUGUGUGUGUGUGUGUGUGUAUGUGUGAUAUGCAUGUACCAUUAGCCACUAGCAAUCAUUAGAUGAGAUUAGUAUUUGCACUAUACAGGCCAGUUCAGGUCCAGUUCUUUUACAAGUCCUGUGUUUCUGAACAGGUCAAGAUGUAAGAUGGAGUGGAGGUCUCAACUUUAUAGAGCGAGCUCGCUCCGAUUACAUAUCAGAGAAAAGGGUCCAGUCCAUAGUGGCUUCGUUCGCCCUCUCCGAUUUCAUUGAGUGUCAUUCUUGUCUGGUUGGCAGUGGGAGCAGUGGGAGAGAUUGAUGCCUUCUGGUGAGGAAGGACAGACUCAGGUGUUGGGGCAUGAACAUGAUAGACUGCAGGCGUCGCUUGUGGGGAUUACAAGGUGGCGCAGUGGGGUGAAUUUCGACGGCCCCCCUUAUCUGACGGUUGUCGAUUUGUCGGAUAGCGCUGACAAUUUUAGAUCACUGUGUUGUUUUCUUGGAUAUGCAGUCUUUGUGAUACCCCUUGAUAAGGGGAAGGGGAAAAAGGCGGGUGAAGGAGCAGUAUAGACUGCAGGCAUGAUUUGCAAGGAGUAGUAGAAGAGGGCACAGGAUGUCAGUUAGUCAGUCAGGGAGGAGUGGCAAAGGGAAGGGAAGGGGAACAGAGAGGGCAAUGGCGGUACUCAAAUUGGGACUUUGUCGACUGAUCUGUGCACAAUUUUGGUCAGAUACAUCCAGGUGUGUACCGUAAUUGUGGCCAUACGAGGGUAUACCCCAGCUGCAGUUUGUUCUUUCGGCAAUCUCUUCAUUGUGAGUUUUGGAGUACGCUGUGUGUACGGUGUGAGAGCGAGGUGUGUGUCAUGUGCUGUCUUCUCCAUGAUUGACAGCAGCCUCCGUCGCCAUCUUCACCCCUCUCUUUCUCUCCUGAUCGGUAGCGAGUAUGCUCUAUGAGGAGCAUUGUACACUGCAGGCAUGAUUUGCAGGGAUUAGUAGGCACAGAAUGUCAGGUAGUAGGAGAGCACUCUCACAGUGCAAUCGCACGGGUUGUUUUAAUUGUUGCCUUCUUUAAGCCCAGCCCGUUUCUUGGCGAUGGAUCUGACAGUCAAUUUUUUUUAUUUCCUUUUUCUCCUUGUUAAGCCACCAGUCUA